AGGGCUUAGGCCCGAAACAUCGACUCUCCUGCUCCUCGGAUGCUGUCUGAGCCACUGUGCUUUUCCAGUGCCGGAUGCUCCAUCUGCAGUCCUCGCUUUCACGUCAAUGACAGUCACUCGAUCCAUUGGGACCGCAACAAUUUUCAGCUAUGAGUCUGUGAGAAGGAGCAAAGCUCUUUGGUUCCUGUUUCGGUCAAUUUUCAGCAUCAGGGAGACUGGAUGAGACGCCGUACUGUUAGAGCGCACUGAGUGUGGAGCCUGAAACAGUUAUACGGCCUGGGAAGAACGAGGAGGGGCUGCACACACGUUUGUGUGCAGCUGAAGCUUCAGCCAUGGAGAAACCCGAGGAAUCCCACCCCGUGGAGAAACCGUGGAAGUGCGGUGACUGCGGGAAAGGCUUUUCUUUCCCAUCUCUCCUGGAGACUCAUCGGCGCAGUCACACAGGGGAGAGGCCGUUCUCCUGCCCCGAGUGCGGGAAGGGCUUUACCCGCUCCUUCCACCUGCUGAGACACCGGCCGGUCCACACCGGGGAGAGGCCCUUCAGCUGCCCUGAGUGCGGGAAGGGCUUUACCCGCUCCUCCACCCUGCUGGCCCACCAGCAGGUCCACGCUGGCGAGGGGCACUUCAUCUGCUCUGAGUGCGGGAAGGGCUUUACCUGUUCCUCCAUCCUGCUGGCCCACCGGCGGGUCCACACGGGAGAGAGCCCUUUCAGCUGCCCCGAAUGCGGGAAGGGCUUCAACCGCUUCUCCCACCUCCAGACCCACCGGCGGGUCCACACCGGAGAGAGACCCUUCAUUUGUCCCGAGUGCGGCAAGUCCUUCAGCCAUUCCUCCACCCUGAUGACCCACCAGCUGGUCCACACCGGGGAGAGGCCGUUCGCCUGCCCCGAGUGCGGCCGGAGGUUCAUGUUGUCCUGCAAUUUGCGGAGGCACCAGCGGGGGCACCAGCGCUCCCAACAAUCGGAUUCUGACGCUGCUGUGGGUCACCCCCAGGACUGAACCUCCUGCCCGUUCUGGCAGUGGGUGUGGUGGGAGAGUCAGUGGGCUUUUAUUUUUGCUUUCUGCUGGUCUGUCUCCAUCCCCCACAGCAGCUCAGGAACGACACGGUGUGUGGAAGCUGUUCUUUGUCAGCUGACGGUUUUUGCAAACGUAGCUCUUAACUGAAACUGCAGGGUCUCAGGCAGGAAGCAGAAUAUAGGUCCAGCUAACUUGCUGUUUUUCUGCACAUCAAAACCAUAAGGCCUCCUGAGCUCAAACUGUGCAUAGUCUGUGUGAUGUAGGCUGUGUCAUAUGGUUAUCCUGUGGUUUGUAAGUAACUCUCAAUGUGUACAAUGUAAGUCCGUAGUGACCUGUACUGCUUUGGAGAAAGCACUGGAUCAUUCUUGAGGAGGUCUCUGUCUCUGUCUCUGUCUCUGUCUCUGUCUCUGUCUCUGUCUCUGUCUCCACCCCCCCCCCCAUGAUAUCAUGUUAAUAAAAUUUGUCAGUGCUCAAGGUCUGAUUCCGGGGAAUUUCUUCAACAAUUUGGAGUAGUCGGCAGGAUCCCUUCUUUACAGGGUCCUCAACAAACCUAAAAUUAUAAAAGAUCCUGUCCUGAGUCAACAGGCUGAUCCCAAGGUGGGGAAAGAUGCUGAGACAAGAGGGAGGACUGUUUCUCCACCGAUUAUAAAUCCGCAUUUUAGAACGAAAGAAAAACACUAUGUGGUCUGUGACUUCUAAAACAGGCCGUACCCGGAGACACUGAAAACUUAUCCCGCUGAGAAGGACGGCCCCCGUCCAUUUCUCCUCUUGGAGAAAACACAAGCGCGCAGGAACGCCACAGUAAACACGUUCGAUGCAAAAAAAAUAGGGGAUUGAAGCUCCUCUGAAAUAGAGGUUCAAGGCCCUUCAGGGAAAUAGGACAUUUUGGUAAAUCCUUGGUGAACUGGGCAACUUGAUAAAUCAUACAAAUUUGAAGGACAUUCAGUUUGAAUGAUUGCACGAUUGUGUGGUUGGGUGUGUUUGAGUGCAGUUGGGUGGGUGUGCGGUUCGGUGGGUGAGUGUGUGACAGCUCCCAAAAGAAUGGGCAACGAUAUCUGUCAUGAGGCGCACCCUCAGCAGGGAACACGUUGACUGCACUUGACAGUCCAUUAUGGGUCUGGUUCCAAAACAAAAACUUUGUCAACCAAUGGGUGAAAUGGACGCAAAGAACUGAGAAGCCAUUUCCGCCUGAUGGCACAUUUAAUUGCGAUUACAGAACACAGUUGGCAGAUAUUUUGAGAAAAUCAAAAAGGAGACAGAGUAAGACACCAGCAUUUAGUAUUGCGUUGAUUGAACUCACUGUUAACUCGUGGUCUGUUUUGAAUGUAACUUAGUUCGUUGGUGGUUACAUGUGGUCUCGUGUAAAUAUUUGUUGUAUUUUUGCUCCCUGGAGCUCGGGAUCUGGGAAAUGUUUUGAAUUAAGUAUACAUUUUGGAAAUCCAUGGUGAUUUUAAAGUGUUGUCUGUAUCAGUGUGGAUCAUGCAUGGUUAAUGCAAUGUCCCUUUUUUUUAAUUAAGAAAGAUUUUUUAUUCUUCACAAAAUUAUAAAACUUCAAAAAUAGAACAAUCUGAUAGCCAUAAACUAUCGUUGCUAUACUAACUAUUAAUCUACCACACAUAAUAGAAAAGAAAAACCACCC
Molecule: messenger RNA, 2655 nt
Organism: Chiloscyllium plagiosum (whitespotted bambooshark)
Lineage: Eukaryota; Metazoa; Chordata; Chondrichthyes; Orectolobiformes; Hemiscylliidae
Source: RefSeq, a predicted model, not a curated record